Molecule: messenger RNA, 1459 nt
Organism: Postia placenta MAD-698-R-SB12
Lineage: Eukaryota; Fungi; Basidiomycota; Agaricomycetes; Polyporales; Adustoporiaceae
Exons: 14
Coding region: 56-1459 (467 amino acids)
Biological process (GO): nucleotide-excision repair
Cellular component (GO): transcription factor TFIIH core complex; transcription factor TFIIH holo complex
Molecular function (GO): double-stranded DNA binding; ATPase activator activity
Source: RefSeq, a predicted model, not a curated record
GAGAAAUCAAUCAGACCAGGCUCAUAACAAACUCAGCCAGCCGCAGCACCGAGCGAUGCCCUCAGUCGACCCCAGCACCGACGCCACUGAGGAGGGCCCGCACAUUCUCCUCGCGUUUCUUCAGUCUCAAUCCCAGAAUGCAUUGACGCGUCUCUAUCAAAAGCCUUCUUCAUGCCUCUCGCUGUUUCGACUGAUGAGGCCUUUAGAAAGGCAAUUGAUAAUGAAUCUGUUAUGGCUAGAGUCACCAAUACCCGUCUCAAUGAUGGCCUCCUGGAUCACUCGCGAAGGCCGAAAAGCCUACAACGAUGCGUUGGCGACUUUGGCUAGUCUGCAUGUGGUACCCAAAUCCACGAGCAAGCUCGCGCUUAAUCCCACUUUCAAGACAAGUCUUCGGCACGCCAUCACCGGGGGAGAUGUGAGCGGGAGCUUUGGUGCACCAGUAGGGUCCGACCGGCAGUAUCCAGCUCCAAGCGUCGAGGCACUUGAUGCAUACGCGCUUGAACGCUGGGAGACUAUUCUGCACUAUAUGGUGUCGUCUGGUACUGGCCAACACCCUACGAGGCCUUCGCAGGAAGUCUUGUUCCUUUUACAGCGCAGCGGUCUCAUGACAAACAUGCAUGGAGGAGCUCUACAGAUAACGUCGUCGGGGUUUCAAUUUCUUCUUCAUACGCCUCAUGCACAACUCUGGGAGCUGCUCCUGCAAUACCUUCACAUGGUAGAGGAGCGGCAAAUGGAUUUGGUUGAAGUUUCAAGCUUUUUGCUCAUGCUUUCGACGAUGGAGCUGGGUCGGGAGUAUUCGACGGAGAGUUUGAGUACUACUCAAUUGGCGAUGCUCGCGGACCUCCGAAAUUACGGUCUGAUAUGGCAGCGAAAUCCAUCCUCGAAUCAGUUUAGCCCGUCUCGCCUCGCGACAACAUUGACGUCGUGUGCCCCUCCAUUGCCUAUUUUGAAUAAGGCUGGAAUCGGGUCGCAGACGCAGGGAUUCAUCGUACUAGAAACCAACUACCGAUUAUAUGCAUAUACGGACAACCCGCUGCAGAUCGCAGUGCUUAAUUUGUUUGUUACCUUGAAAUCUCGAUUCCCGAAUCUCGUAAUCGGGGCGAUUACCCGCGAAAGUGUGAAGAAGGCCCUCGCGAACGGCAUAACCGCGGAACAGAUAAUUAGCUAUUUGACGACCCACGCACACCCUCAGAUGCGCAAAAAUAACCCCCUUCUACCGGUGACUGUACAAGAUCAAAUCAGACUCUGGGAACUAGAGAAGAACAGGUUGAAGUCCGAAGAAGGAUAUUUAUACACGGCAUUUGCUUCCCAGGCUGACUACGAGUACGUUCUAAACUACGCCAAGCAGUUGGACGUUGUGUUAUGGGAAAACCCGUCUCGUCGCUGUUUCUUCGGCAGUUUAGAUGGGCACGCUAACAUACGAGGAUUCAUCGAGAGGAGAACCGCCGGCAAUGUCUAG